AUGUUGUCUAAGGCCGGUAAGGAAAUUCUUAUUAAAGCAGUUGCUCAGUCUAUUCCUACUUAUACUAUGAGUGUUUUCCAACUCCCUUUGAAACUUUGUGAUGAGCUAGAUGCAAUGUAUGCUAAGUUUUGGUGGGGACAGGUGGGGAAUGAAAGGAAAAUUCAUUGGCAAAGGUGGGAAAAAUUGAUGUUAUCAAAGAGGGAGGGAGGAUUGGGUUUUAGAGAUCUAAGGGCCUUUAAUUUAUCAAUGUUAGCUAAACAAGGGUGGAGGUUGCUGCAUGAUAAUAAUUCUUUAGUAUUUCAAUGCCUUAAAGCUAGAUAUUUUCCAAGAACUUCUCUUUUUGAUGCCAAGGAGUCCCCAAAUUGCUCUUUUGUUUGGAAGAGUAUUGUGGAUGUUUUUCCUAUUUUGAAGUUUGGAUGUUGUUGGAGAGUUGGGAAUGGCCAUUCAAUUCGGAUUCUAGGGGAUAAAUGGAUACCAAAUUAUCCAUCAAAUGCGCCUCUACAUCUAGUGAAGGAUGAAGUUCGUGAGGUGACUAUUGCUGAAUCAAUUGACCAAGACUUGCAUGCAUGGAGGUCUAAUUUUAUCAUGGAUAUGUUUGAAAAAGAAGAUGUCGAAGCUAUUUGUAGAAUACAACUCAGCUGA
Quercus robur (English oak) is the source of this 642-nucleotide messenger RNA. RefSeq lists its product as uncharacterized. The transcript has a single exon. The coding region runs from base 1 to 642 and encodes 213 amino acids. NCBI's taxonomy places the organism in Eukaryota, Viridiplantae, Streptophyta, Magnoliopsida, Fagales, Fagaceae. The record is from RefSeq and is a predicted model, not a curated record.